AUGGAGAGGCAGCCUACUGAAGAAAUCGUGACACGUCGGCUCGCAACGGCGACGGGUACUCAGUCGGUCAAGCUGACCGUAACGGCAGAUUUUGAGACUGUAGCGGGGUUGUCGACAUCUGACGUCGCGAACGCGUUCGAGAGGGCAUUCCUGGAAGCUGCAAGUGAUCCUGAUACGUCGAUAGACGUCGAUGAGGUUACUGUCACGUCUAGAGGAGCUGAUGAUGCAGAAAUAUAUGCAGAAGCCGCUUCGCUGUAUGAAAGACUAUAUGCCAGUGGAGCUAGAUGCCCACCAGGAACCGCACCAGCCACUGAGACGCCAACCUCCCUCUCGGACUGCAAAUGCUCAGCCGGCUACAAACUGCGAUGCCCUACUUGCGUGAGUCAGGAUCCUGCCCUGGGACCAGACUGCAUUGCUUGUGGCCUCGGCCAAUACAAAGCAAUGUUGGGCAACCAUUCCGAGUGUACUCCGUGCCCUGUGCCCUUCGAGACUACCAGAGAGCUUGGCAGUACACACGUACGGCUUUGUGUAUGCCGUGAGGGGUGA
Perkinsus marinus ATCC 50983 is the source of this 546-nucleotide messenger RNA. RefSeq lists its product as hypothetical. The transcript has 2 exons. The record is from RefSeq and is a predicted model, not a curated record. The coding region runs from base 1 to 546 and encodes 181 amino acids. NCBI's taxonomy places the organism in Eukaryota, Perkinsozoa, Perkinsida, Perkinsidae.